AUGGAGAAUAUUGGCGAGUCCUUUGAUGCAGUAUUUAGUGAUAGGGUCAGGAGGUUCCAGGAAUUUUUGGAUUCACACUCAAGCUACACCGAUACUAUAAGGUCAAUCCUUAUUCACAACAAUUACGACCAAGAUACUAAUCCACAAGGCUCAUAUGAUGAUGCUUUAUGGAAUGAAAAGAAAGCUACUCUUAAAUCCUCUGCUGGAAAGCAUCCUCGAAGAAUUACGAUAUCGCUAGAUGACUUACGAGAAUUUGACCGUAUUUAUUGGAGUGGCAUUUUGAUGCAGCCUGCAUACUAUUUACCACCUGCUGAACAGGCAGUUGCUGAUACCGCGAUGGCAUUAGAUGAUUCUGCUGUGAACCGUGCAGUUGCGAAUUCACCUUCAUCCAAGUGGAAACUAUCGUUUAAGGGAUCCUUUGGCUCUCACGCGUUGUCCCCAAGGACGCUUAAUUCGUUGCAGUUGAAUAAAUUGGUCUCUGUUGAAGGGAUUGUGACAAGAACUUCAUUAGUCAGACCUAAAUUGAUAAGAUCUGUUCAUCUUUCAGAGAAUACUGGAAAUCAUUAUUAUAGAGAUUAUAGGGAUGCUACCACUACGCUUGUAACCGAGAUUCCUACUCCUGCUGUGUAUCCGGAGGCUGAUCCUGAGGGUAACAAGUUACUUACUGAGUAUGGAUAUUGCUGUUAUAUGGACCAUCAGCGUAUAACUGUUCAGGAAAUGCCUGAAAAAGCUCCACCUGGCCAAUUACCGCGAUCAAUAGAUGUGAUUUUGGAUGACGAUCUAGUUGAUAAGACAAAGCCAGGCGAUAGAGUGAACAUUGUUGGCGUUUUUAAAUCAAUUGGAUCCGGUGGUAUGUCUGGUGGCUCCUCCUCCGACCAGGGCAACAAUGGCCUCUCUGGUUUCAGAACGCUCAUUAUCGGAAACACCGUUUACCCAUUGCAUGCACGUUCAACUGGUGUUUCUGCUACACAACAUCUUUCCGACAAUGAUAUCCGUAACAUUAAUAAAUUAUCAAAGAGGGAGGAUGUAUUUGAUUUGUUAUCCCAGUCUCUUGCACCAUCGAUCUAUGGUCAUGAACAUAUCAAGAGAGCAGUCUUAUUAAUGCUAAUGGGUGGAGUUGAAAAGAAUUUAGAAAAUGGGUCGCAUUUAAGAGGUGAUAUUAAUAUUUUAAUGGUUGGUGAUCCUUCCACUGCGAAGUCACAAAUGCUUCGCUUUGUUUUAAAUACUGCCUCUUUGGCGAUUGCUACUACUGGUAGGGGUUCCUCUGGUGUCGGUUUAACCGCUGCUGUUACUACGGAUAGAGAAACUGGUGAGCGAAGGUUAGAAGCUGGUGCAAUGGUUUUAGCAGACCGUGGUAUUGUUUGUAUUGAUGAAUUCGACAAAAUGUCUGAUAUUGAUAGAGUGGCAAUCCAUGAAGUCAUGGAACAACAGACAGUGACUAUUGCAAAAGCAGGUAUCCACACUACCCUUAACGCACGUUGCUCUGUCAUUGCUGCAGCAAACCCAGUAUUUGCGCAGUAUGAUGUUAACAAAGACCCGCGUAAAAACAUUGCGUUACCAGACUCCUUGUUGUCCCGUUUUGACUUGUUAUUCGUUGUGAUAGAUGACAUAAAUGACAUAAAGGAUCGUUCUAUCAGUGAACAUCUACUAAGAGCUCACAGAUAUCUACCACCUGGUUAUAUGGAAGGUGAACCAAUUCGGGAGCAAAUGGAUCUAUCACUGUCGGUGGGGGAGGACGAUACCUUAGUAGAUGAAGAAGACAACCAAGAAGAUGAAGACGGUGGUGGGAAAGUAUUUGAGAAAUUCGAUCCCCUUUUACAUGCGGGAGCAAAACUAGCUAAGAACCGAAAUGAUAACAGAGGUUCUGCACUACCGAAGGUUGUCUCCAUUCCAUUCAUGAGAAAAUAUAUCCAGUACGCCAAAGAAAGAAUAGUGCCCGUGCUAACCCAAAGCGCUAUAGACAUAAUUGUAAAAACCUAUUCAGAUUUGAGAAACGACCAGAACACAAAGAAAUCACCUAUAACAGCAAGAACUUUAGAAACCCUAAUUCGUCUAUCGAGUGCUCACGCCAAGGUAAGAUUGUCCAAACUUGUCGAAGCUCGCGACGCUAAAGUUGCUGCCCAACUUCUGCGGUUCGCGCUACUAGGUGAGGACGGUGAAGGCGGCUUAAUGGGCCCAGAGCACAAAUCGCCAUCUAAGUCACCAAGAAAGAAGCAGAGAACUCGAGCGUUCACCGAAAGCGACGAAGAGGAAUCGAACAAUGACGAAAUAAUAGACGUAAUGGAUUCUAAAGGCAGUUCUAUUGUUGCAACUCCCUUGCGCAAGACCAGAUCAACCACGAUGCCGCAUACUAGACGAACAUAUGAAGAAGCGGAUGAGGUUGAUUCUGAUCAAGACGCUGAAAUGCUUCCUAAUUCCAUUGGUUCGCUAACACCUAUGACGCGUUUACCGCCAAACGAAGAAGCAGAUCUCCAGCACAGAAUGGAAAUUGGUCUUCGAGUAUCUCCCAGGUUAGCCUCCAGGACCCCCAAUAAUGCACAAAGAGAUCCUUCACAACAGUUAUCUCCAAAUCCACAAACAUCUAUCCAUCAAAGACUACAACAAGUCGCCGCAUCUACGGAUGGCGCUUCUUCAACAGAAAAUACAGACACUAUAAUAAGUUCACAAGGUUCAAUUUCAGAUAUCAGAUUGUCACUAAUAUCUGGAAUUAUAGCACGUUUGAUGCAAACGGACCUCUUUGAUGAAGAGCAUUAUCCUAUUGAAGACCUUCUUCACAGAGUUAAUGACGAGCUUCCAGAUGACCAGAAGUUUUCUUCCGAAGAAUACCUCGCGGGACUACAAAUUAUGAGUGACAGGAAUAACCUAAUGGUGGCUGAAGAUAAAGUUUGGAGAGUCUGA
This is a messenger RNA of Eremothecium sinecaudum, 2898 nucleotides long. It is a transcript of the gene MCM3, whose product is annotated as MCM DNA helicase complex subunit MCM3. The record is from RefSeq and is a predicted model, not a curated record. Gene Ontology annotation, biological process: mitotic DNA replication initiation; double-strand break repair via break-induced replication; DNA replication. The transcript has a single exon. Gene Ontology annotation, molecular function: single-stranded DNA binding; ATP hydrolysis activity; single-stranded DNA helicase activity. NCBI's taxonomy places the organism in Eukaryota, Fungi, Ascomycota, Saccharomycetes, Saccharomycetales, Saccharomycetaceae. Gene Ontology annotation, cellular component: MCM complex; nucleus. The coding region runs from base 1 to 2898 and encodes 965 amino acids.